This is a messenger RNA of Radiomyces spectabilis, 1260 nucleotides long. RefSeq names its product Thiolase, N-terminal domain-containing protein. NCBI's taxonomy places the organism in Eukaryota, Fungi, Mucoromycota, Mucoromycetes, Mucorales, Radiomycetaceae. The record is from RefSeq and is a predicted model, not a curated record. Gene Ontology annotation, biological process: fatty acid beta-oxidation. Bases 1 to 1260 code for a protein of 419 amino acids. The transcript is spliced from 12 exons. Gene Ontology annotation, molecular function: acetyl-CoA C-acetyltransferase activity.
AUGUUCAUUCGUCAAGCUGUUCGACCUACCCGCGUGAUUUUUACCCGUUCUUUUGCUUCCUCAACCAAGGGACUCAAUGACGUUGUUAUUGCUAGUGCUGUCAGAACUCCUGUUGCUUGCUUCAAUGGCGGCCUCAAGUCAUUGUCGGCAACUCGUUUAGGUGCUAUUGCUGCCAAAGCUGCUAUUGAAAGAGCUGGUCUCAAACCUGAGCAGAUUGAAGAAGCCUACAUUGGUAACGUUAUUCAGGCUAAUUUGGGACAAGCUCCCGCGCGUCAAGUAAUUCUGGAAGCUGGCUGUCCUGAAUCCACCGAGGCGACGACCAUUAAUAAGGUUUGCGCUUCUGGUAUGAAGUCAGUCAUGCUCGCUGCGCAAUCGCUUGCUCUUGGCGAUCGCCAGAUUAUGUUGGCAGGUGGAAUGGAGAGCAUGUCAAAUGCACCAUUCUAUGCGCAACGUAACAUCGUUUAUGGUCAUCAACAGAUGCUAGAUGCCAUUAUCAAGGACGGUCUCUGGGAUGUUUAUAACCAGAUCCAUAUGGUACGAAAAAUACGCUUGCUUUACCUUGGUUCGUGUGCCGAGAACACCGCCGCCAAGUACAAGAUUUCUCGACAAGAUCAAGAUGAACAUGCUAUCGAGUCGUACAAGCGCGCAGCUAAAGCUUGGGAGAAUGGUGUCUUUGAUGCCGAAAUUGUGCCUGUCACUAUCAAAGGCAAGAAGGGCGAUACCGUUGUGAAAGUGGAUGAAGAAUUUACCAAUGUCAAGUACGAGAAGAUUCCGUCUUUGCGUCCAGUCUUCAAAAAGGAUGGCACUGUUACUGCCGCCAAUGCCAGUACUUUGAACGACGGUGCUUCUGCUCUUGUCCUCAUGACCAGACAGAAAGCUGAAGAGCUUGGUGUGAAACCUUUGGCUCGCGUGGUUUCGUAUGCCGAUGCUGCUUGUGCGCCUAUUGAUUUCACCAUCGCACCUAGCAAGGCUUUGCCGAUUGCACUGGAAAAGGCUGGUCUUUCGGUUAACGAUAUCAGCAAAUUUGAAUUGAACGAAGCAUUCAGUGUUGUUGCCAAAGUGAACGAACAGCUUAUGGGUCUUGAUCCCAGUAAAGUCAAUGUGGCCGGUGGUGCGGUCGCUCUUGGUCAUCCCAUUGGCUCCUCUGGCUCCCGUAUCAUCGUUACUUUGACUCAUUUAUUGAAAUCUGGUGAAUUUGGUGCUGCUGCUGUAUGCAACGGUGGUGGAGCUGCCAGCUCUAUCAUUAUCCAGAGAGAAUAA